AUGUCAAGUUAUUUUUUUGAGUAAGACAUCAAAGAUUUUACUUCUCCAAGGUUUAUUUUAGAUGGAGCGACUCCAUAAGUAGAUCCAAAAGUUGGAUCAAAUUCUGACGUUUUAAUUCAAUCAGAAAUCAGCAACAUGGAAAGCAUGAGAUCACUAAAACACGAGACUAUAAUGAAUAAAAACAAAUUAAUGAAAAAGAAUUCAUAAAUUUUAUCAAUUAAGUUUGAUGUAUUUUCAUUUAUAAUUUUAGUAAUCAGCUAAUAAGAAAUUUUAAAACACUCGUAGUCAAUUUAAAAAUGAAAAUAAUGAAAAUGAUGGUGGAUAAUUAAAGUAAGUUUUAGGCAAAUAGAUGCUCUUAAAAUUCAAAGAUAGGUUGUUAUCAAAUGCUCAUCUUUUAACAAAAUAAAUGAUGGAGGAAAAAAAACAUUUACUUAAUUAUUUAUUUUUAGAUGAUUCAUUAUUAGAAGGAAAACGAACUAAGAAAAAUCAAACUUUGAGUAAAUUAGAAUAAUUGUUUAUCUUUCCAGUUUUUUUACCUUAAGAUAGAUUUGUUAAAAUUUGGAGUUUAUUUAGUAUUUUAUGUAGCUUUUUUAUAUUAUGGUUAUCUCCUUUUAUUGCUUCAUUUUAAUUGGAAAAAAACUAAGAAAUAUAGAGAAUUAUUGAAAUAGUUUUUAUUUAUUUAUUUAUUGAUGGUCUAAUAGCGAAUAAUAAAGCUAUUUUAGUGCAGGGAGAAGUAAAAAAUUGAAAUUAAAUUAAUUAGCUAAUUGUAAGUAGAAAACAGAUAAUCAAAAAUUAUCUUAGAUUUUAAAUGAUUAAUGAUCUAGUAAAUUUGAUAAUUUGGUUAAUCAUGUAUUAAGGAGUAGAUCAUUUUUAGAUUACAUAAUUAUUGUCAAUGAUUUAGAUAAUAAUAACAAUAUUUACAGUCUAUACAAAAAUUAACAAUUUUGUUGAUUGUCUUUAUUUAAGUGGUCGUUUAAGUGAAAUAUUAGAUUUGAUUUUUUUAAUCAUUUCUUUAUAUUAUUUUAUUCAUAUUAUUGGAUGUUUUUGGCAUUAUUUAGCUCUUGUUAGUCAAGAUUUUAGUUUACAAUCAUGGUUAAGUAAAUAUUCUUUAGAAAAUGAAUCACAUUGGAUAAAAUAUGAUUAUGCAAUAUAUUGGGCAACUAUGACAAUGGUAACAGUAGGAUAUGGAGAUAUAACAGCAGCUAAUCCAAUCGAAAUUGUAUUUUCUAAUUUUACAAUGUUUGUCAGUAGUUUUGUAUUUGCAUAUUCUGUAAAUUCUAUUGGAAUGAUAAUUAAGAAUUUUUAUGAUCAUAAAAAUUAAUAUAAGUAAAUAUUAUAUUUUUAUUAUUUAAUAGAAGAUAGUUGAUUCUUAUUAAUACAUUUAUGAAGAAUAAUUUAGUUGAUGAUUCUAUAUAAAAUAGAGUCAGAAAUUAUUUAAAAAAUUAGGUAGACUAAGAAAGUAAAAGUAACUAAGUUGAAGUAAGAAAUUAUUUUAAAUUAUAUAUAGGCUUAAUAAAUCUUAGAAAAUUUACCAACAGGUUUAAAAAAUGAGGUUAAUUUCAACAUUAAAGCAAGAAUAAUAAAAAAUAUGAAAAUCUUAUAUAAUAAUUUCUCUAAAACAACAUUAAAUUAAAUUACAUCAUAAAUUGAAUAGAUUAAUUAUAUUCCAAAUGAUGUAAUUUAUAAUCCAGAAGAGAGACAUAAAGAUUAUCAUAUGUAAAAUAAUUAUUGAUCAAUUAGUUUUUAUGUAGACUCAGGAUAAGUCAGAUUAGUAGAAAUAAGAACUAAGAAAAUUGUUUAAACUUUUAAUGAAGGAUAGAGUUUUGGAGAAUAUUAAUUUAUAAGUGGAUUCGAUUCUAAAUUUAUGAUUAUAAGUUCUCAAUUUACAUAAUUAUACAAAAUUUCUAGAUUAGAUUUUGUAAGAGUACUUCAAAAUAAUUAACGAGAUAAAGAAUUAUUUCAAUAAAUAAAAGAUCAAUUAAUUUAUUUAUCUGAUUAUAGUUUAAUUGGUAAGAAAUGUAAUUUAUGCAAUAAUUGUGAUCAUAUGAAUAGUGAUUGUUUUUUAAUAUCUUAUAAACCUAAUUUAGAAACUUUAAUAAAAAGAGAAGGAUUUACUUUAUAAUAAAGAGAUCUUAUAAAAAGAAAUGAUAGAUAGAAAUUAAAAGUUUUAAGUUCAAUUAAUGUAUUUAUAUAAUUAAUAGAUAGGGUAUUAUGAGUACUGUUGUUCAAUUUUAAUAAUAAGAAUUAAUAUCUAACUAAAAUGAAACUUAAACUAUAAUAAGUGGUACUAAAAAAUAUAAAGAUUAAACUACAAGAAGAUAAAGUGAUUAUAAAACAGAAACUCCUGAAGUAUCAUCAUUAAGUGAAUAAUCACCUGAUAUAAAAUAAGAUAGAAUUUAAGAUUCAAAUAUUGUUGUACCAUAAUCAAAAUUAAAUCCAAGAAGACAAUCUAAAAAUUUAACAGGGAAAUUCGCUAUUACUUAAUAAUCUAAUAAAUUAAUAGAAAAUAAAGAUAAGAGAAAAAUGUCUAUUGCAUUUUAAAGAGAAUCAAGUAACAUCCAUCCAGAUGGGGCUAGUGUCUAGUUAAUUUAGCAAAAAUCUUCAAAAUAAGGAUUAUCGUCUAAUACUAUUAUUGAAAUUGAGGAUCAUAAUAGACAUUCAAAUAAAUCUUUUAAUUUAGAUAUUGAUAAAAUAUUUUAAUUUUAAAAUUAUAUGCCAUAAAGUAAUGCUUUAAGUGUAAUUUUAAAUUUAAAUAAAUAAAAAUCUAAGAUUUCUUCAAUCUAUACAAGUAAUUUAAAAAAAGCAUUUAAAUUUACUUUUUAUUAUAAAGUAGCUAAAUUAGCUUGUGGAAUGAGAUUAUUUAUUGCUUCAACCUCUAGAAGAAUGUUAAAGCCACCAUAAGGUAUUAAGAAAAACUAAUUUUAAUAAUGA
Molecule: messenger RNA, 2931 nt
Organism: Paramecium sonneborni
Lineage: Eukaryota; Ciliophora; Oligohymenophorea; Peniculida; Parameciidae
Source: the annotation of a GenBank genome assembly